UUUGGGUGAGACGAUUUGUCGUCUUAUCUACGUUCGAACGAGAGAGCCCACUGAAUUGCCGGAGAGCGAAUUGCCGCCGCAUACCGGGGAAAAAUCCGACGGCACGGAAUAGUUCGCAAGCUCCCGAUUAGCGAACUCACUUUCUUCUUCUUCUUCAUCGACUCGUCCUCCAUGAACGUUCCGUACAAUUCUUUUCGAACAGUCACCUAUCCUCUUCCGUCCCCCAUUCAUGUUCCUAAAUCCCUAGUGGCCCCGAAAUUUACCUCACUUUCAGCCGCCCUAAAUUCAGGCAAAGUUGGAUGCUGGAAAAUCGUCCUUAAGCCAGUGAGGAAGACGUUUUUUAUUGUUAGAGCUUCCAAGAGUGAUGAUGCUGGAACUGAGAAGUGGCUGAAAUGGCUGCCGAAGGGAGCUUUAGCCGCCGAUAAAGUCUUGCGCGGCAUUGCCGGUGCAACCGCCAGCCCUAUCAGCCAGUUCAUCUCGUCGCCGGUCACGUUUCUUCACUCUGUAGACUCGCGAAUCAAAUUGAUAUGGCUUUUGGCUCUUGUUGUCUUACCAGCGAGAUCAAACAUCACAAUCCGUUUUGGAUUAGUGAUUUUCUUGGCUUUCCUAUCCAUAUGGACUCUUCCAACCGAAUUAUGGAAGGAUCAAUUGGGAAGAGUUUCUCUACUCUCAGGAAUUUUGUUCAUCAUGUUGGGGCUGGGUGCAGAUGGAGUGCCAUCCCUCCUCCAAUCAAGAACUCCUCCACCUGGAAUGAUGGGAUUGCCUGAUCUUCCUGCAUCUCCGGGAGGUUACUCUUAUUUAAUUGCAAAACUUGGCCCUUUAACUUUUACGAGGAAGGGCUUGUCAAUAGCAAGUACAUCAGCAUGUUUAACUUUUGUUGUCUUCCAAAGUGCAAGUCUCUGCCUCACAACCACAGCCCCCGAGCAACUUGCAUUCGCCAUUCGAUGGUUUAUGCUUCCUUUGGUGUAUUUCGGCGUUCCAGUUGCUGAAAUCACCCUUACACUUUUACUUUCUUUGAGAUUUGUCAGUCUGGUGUUUGAUGAGGUUCGAAAUGUUGCGUUAGGGGUUGUAUCCCGCAGGAUAAACUGGGAACUAUUGACCACAAUGGAGUCGGUUGACGUUUUCUUUACUUAUCUCCGUCGCAUUUUCAAAAAUAUUUUUAGCCAUGCAGAGCAGAUUUCUCAGGCAAUGAUUGUAAGAGGUUUCCGAGGGGAUAGCAGCAGUCAUAAGCUGUAUUUCUUAUCAAACUCAUCAAGCAGAGUGGCAAAUAUUCUCUCCCUGUUGUGCCUGAUUGGUGUCAUCAGUGCUUCUGUUUUCUUUGAAAAAGUCAUCAUCUGAUACCUUCAUCCACUUUUUGCUAUCUAACAAUUCGAUGUGGAAAUAAAUGCGUUCUCUAAAGAUUUUUGGUAUAUGGGCAUUAAAGUUGAUUUGGUGGAUUCGAAUCAUACAGGGUUUGAGAGUCCAGAAGGGUGUUCCUCUGCUCCCUUGAUUGUAAAAUUUUGAAAGCGAAGAUCUUUAUUAAUUUGGUAAGACAAUGGAAAAUUCUCUCUUAAUCUAGGAAAAUAAUAUGUUUCAAAAUCUUUUUUUUUA
This is a messenger RNA of Cucurbita pepo subsp. pepo (vegetable marrow), 1590 nucleotides long. RefSeq names its product cobalt ion transmembrane transporter (gene ABCI12). NCBI's taxonomy places the organism in Eukaryota, Viridiplantae, Streptophyta, Magnoliopsida, Cucurbitales, Cucurbitaceae. The record is from RefSeq and is a predicted model, not a curated record. Gene Ontology annotation, cellular component: chloroplast.